UGUUUGUUAAAUUAAAGCUACAAACUUUCCCGCGUUUUCUGCUCCUAAACCCAGCUCCUUCAGCUUCAGCUUCGCAGCAAUAGAGCGCGAAAAUGGAGUCAUGGGUUCCACUCUUCAAGAUCUUCCUCAACUCCCCAACUCCCGAAACCGAAGCAUCUCAAUGGUUGCAACAGUCUUUCAAUGCCUCAUCAACCACAGCCCCAAUUACCACAAGCUCUUUCCUCUCCUUGCUCUCAAAGCCCAGCGACGCCAUUGUCAUCGAAGACGAUGACUCUUCGUCUCCCACGCUUCCUCGGACAAAGCGGGUCAUGUUUAUAGAGACUUUACCCACUACGGUGCAAUCGCGGAUUCUCUCUUUUCUUGCUUAUGAGCGUCAGAGGUUUUGCAAGAGGGACUUGUCGAGGCUGGCCCAGAAUGUGUUGAGUGGGAAUCAGGAGCUUGAUUUUUGGGUCAAGAGGGCUGCACGCAAUCUGCUCGAUUUAUUGUCUGAGUCGAAUUACGAGUGGAUUUCCUGUUUGAAUUUGGAUUCUGGGGAGGAAGGCGUGGAUGAAGAGUUUGAAUCAUUACCGGGUUGGCUUAAGGAGGCAGCUGCGGAAGCCAAUGAUUUGAUUCUCCCUUGGCUUCCUAUUUUGCCAGACGAAUUUUGUUCAGUGACGCCUUUUGGUAGUUGUGAAGUUAGUGUAGAUUCGUCGAAGCAAGAUGGAGAGGAUGGCAAAGAAGAGGUGAAUGAAGUUGUGGAGGAAAUGGAGAUUGAUUGUCCUGCAAAUGUCCCUCUUGAUCCUGUAAUUCAUGAGAAGGCUACUUGUUUGAAAGCUAGGAUUAUGAAUUUUGAAUCUUCUUUGAAAACUGUGGGUUUAGCUGAUGAAAUUCGCCAACUUUGCUUGGACAAGGGCAGAGAUUCUUUUGUGGUUUUGGGUCUCAUUGAACCUUGGCUGGCAGAUGAUGAGACUGCUUCAGUUUUAAUUUCACAUCUUGUGAAUGAAAGUGAAGAAGAGCUUGGUUGGCCGAGCCAGGUUCUAUGCUCAGUAAUCCUUCCCAAGUUGUUAUUACUGGAAGUACCAGCUUCUCGUGUACUUGUGGCUGCAAUAAUGGAAUAUUGUAAGCUUCAUCCGAAAGCAGCUGUUUAUGCACUCUUGUUUCCGUUGAUUCUCCAUAGAGAAGGCAUAAAUAAUCCCAUAUGUGAUGUGAUCACAAGGAUCAUAAGGGAAUGUUUGCACCCAGCUCAUGUUUCUGCUUUUUGCCAGAAGCUAUUGUGUGGAGAAAAGGACGAGAGGAGGCUUAUCUGUCUUCCCUGCCACCAACGUUUAAUAUCUGGUGAAUUGGUAUGGACAGAAUCAUUGUUUAACCUGUUCCAAAUCAUAUUAAAUCAUAAUGUUCAUUUGACUCAAGAUUCAGUUGAUCAUAUUGUUUACCAGGUUCAGCAAUUGGCUGAAAAUUUUUCCAAAUCUCUAAAAUUUGGACACUUUUUGUUAUGUUUAGUCACCAAAUGUUCUCCAUUAUUGAAACCUCAUAAGCUCUCACUGAUUGAAGCUGUUGAGAACACCAGUACUCUUGUGACCAAAUCUGUAUUAUCUAAAUUGUCUAGCUUGUAGCUAGUCUUUUAAAUAUCAGGAUAUUUAUUGUUGCUGUUAGCUUCA
This is a messenger RNA of Quercus robur (English oak), 1637 nucleotides long. RefSeq lists its product as uncharacterized. Lineage: Eukaryota; Viridiplantae; Streptophyta; Magnoliopsida; Fagales; Fagaceae. The coding region runs from base 93 to 1592 and encodes 499 amino acids. Gene Ontology annotation, biological process: interstrand cross-link repair. The record is from RefSeq and is a predicted model, not a curated record. Gene Ontology annotation, cellular component: Fanconi anaemia nuclear complex. The transcript has 2 exons.